Molecule: messenger RNA, 2014 nt
Organism: Hermetia illucens (black soldier fly)
Lineage: Eukaryota; Metazoa; Arthropoda; Insecta; Diptera; Stratiomyidae
Gene: PGRP-LE
Product: peptidoglycan-recognition protein LE
Exons: 8
Coding region: 528-1625 (365 amino acids)
Biological process (GO): peptidoglycan catabolic process
Molecular function (GO): zinc ion binding; N-acetylmuramoyl-L-alanine amidase activity
Source: RefSeq, a predicted model, not a curated record
CACUGUUUCGUACUUCGUAAGUUGCACGUACAUACAUUAGGUUCUCCAACAUUAGGAAAAGAUACGACCAGUUAGCGCUCGCGAAUAUUAUUUUGAUAAAUAUCCCGGCGGUCGCGCUUUUAUCUAAAUUUAUGCAAACGUAUCGACACUUGCAGAUUUAUUGUUUGUAGUUUAAAUGCCUUAAUUUUACGACCUUUCGUGGAUAUAGUAACUAUAGUGAAUAUAGUAGAUUAGAGAUACUUCCAGAUAAAUGUUUUAGAUUGUUAGCAAUGUGCAUGUGAUCGCGGAAAUACUUGUGUCCAAAAAAACCAAAACAAAAGAGAAAAAAUAAAGAAGUGCAUUUGGACCAAGCAGAAGUGAAUCCCCCAAAUUAAAACAGUCUCAUGUGUAAAAAAAGUGUUACUUAUGAUAGAGGGAACACAUUUUGCGAAAUAAACCAAUAAACUGUGGUGGUGAAAAAUUAUCUACCAAGAGAAGAAAACGUUUUUUUACAUUUCCUCAUUCCUUGAGAUAACCAAAAUCAAAAGAUGAGGGUAAACGGUGGAAAAGAUUCUCCUCUACCUAAUGAGAAGACUGAAACAAUCCCAGAUUCAUCGUCAGAUGCCGGCAGCACGAUUUAUUCAUCUUCCCUAGUAGACAGUGAGGAAUCUGACGAAGAUGACGGUCAAAUCACUUCAAUUCAAGUCGGCAGUAACGAUGUUAAAAAUAAAAUCGUCACAAGCUCACAAAAUUCCGAAAUUGUGAACAAAAUUGAUAUUCUCCAGCAUGUCUUUAACGCAUCAAACAGCGGCCAAACAUUAGGAAAUGUGUUUAUAGAAAAAUCAAAUGGAGUACAUAUUGGCAAUAUUACAUACGUUACCGGCCCAAUUCACAUAACACAAGCUGCCGGCAGCACCUCUGAAGAACUAAAACCAAACUCGGAUACAAAGUCAACCCGCAAGGCACGGUCAAAGGGCGAACCAAAAAACAUGAACAAGAAGUUGGAAACAGCAACGAAUUCACUUGGCCAUAUGAAUAUUAAUAGCAAGAAUGACGAUAGCGAGGAAGAGGUUGAACGUGAAGAAGUUAACUGUAGUGACGCUUUUAUAGGAAAUAUAAAUAGAGCUAUCGAUGGCAACGUACUGAAGAUAGUGAACCGCGUCACAUGGUUAGCGCAGCGACCCCUAGAACCAUAUGAAUACAUCGAUGGUCCUGCACCGUAUGUUGUAAUUUCGCAUACUGGUUCAGAAGAAGCAAGCACACAGGCUGAAAACGUUUAUCUUGUUCGUAACAUCCAGUGCUUUCACGUUGAGUCCCGACGGUGGAACGACAUUGCUUACAAUUUCCUUAUCGGAUGUGAUGGAAACGUCUACGAGGGAAGAGGUUGGAGAGUCGUUGGCGCACACACUUACGGUUACAAUAGAAAAAGUGUUGGAAUAUCUUUUAUCGGGUGUUUUAUGCGUGAUAAGCCGCCAGAAAUUAGCAUAAAAGCUUGUAAAUUACUCAUAAAAAGAGGUGUCGAGUUAGGAUAUAUCAAACCAGAUUAUAUUUUGCUUGGACAUUGUCAAUGUAGCCCGACGGAAAGCCCAGGACGCGUACUGUUUGAAGAGAUCCAAACCUGGUCACAUUUUUCCCUAAACCCGUGAAUGCAUAUUUUAUAAGAUCGAUCUUAGCGAAUAAAGCCAACUGUAUAGUUAAGAACAAACUACGUAAAGUAAAGAAAACACAACGUUUAAAAUUGUUUGUGUCAUAUUUGUCCACUCUGCAUAAUACUACACCAAAAGUUCAUAACAAUUUCAUCCUCAACAAUAAAUAUACAAAAUAUUCUAUCGACCUAACAUUUAAAAUAUCACAAUGUCUAUGUAUACAUAUCAGUAAUUACUACCGGCAAUAGCAACUGAUAUCUAUUCCACGCACACGUAAAAAUACUUGAACUCAAAUGAUGAGGUUUAUGCAAAUUUUUCGACGGAAAACGGGUCUUAAUUGAAAUGUUUGUCUUUUGUGGAACAUAUUUCAGUUGGUUGUUUUUCUUUUA